GCUAACACACAGUUCUUGAUGAGCUUCACAAGUAGCUACUUUGACUUCGACGAUUAUGAAACCCCUGUAAAGACUAGCUUUGACACAAGGUAUACUUAUGGCCUAAACUCAGGUGUUCUUAAGAUUAAGAACUUCUACAUCCUAAAAGCUGAGGUUAACGAUGUCAAUUCUUUCUUCCAAUUUGGGUAGAGUGACCAAAUGGAAUUCUUCCGUGUUGGAGAAGUCCUUUCAGACUUUAAGAUGACAAGCUAUUCACAUGAUGAAUUGCUAAUUAUUAACAUCAACCAUGAUACCAAGAUUCUACAAUACGAAAGAACCGUUUUCUCAUUCUUCGAUGCUAUCAGCAACAUUGGAGGAGUCUUUGGCUUACUUCUCCAAGUAGGAGUAAUUCUCACAGGUAGCUUUAGUGAGAUUUAUUUCCUGACAUCGGUAUUCUCUUAUCUCUAUACCACAUGCCAAGGAACUUUGGUAAAGAAUAAUGUCAGAAAGGUUCAAUCAAGGUUAAUGCAUCAUAAUAAGUCAAUGAGCAUUUCAGAAUUAAAGGAGACAGAAAAACCUUUUUAGCCCUGAUCCAAAAAAGCCUGAGAGCGGAAAACCCAAACUUGCGAGCAGCUUAUCAAAUACUUGAGAACAGCACCUUAAAGGUAUUAGAAGAGCAAAGUUCAGCAGUUGCGAUUACUGAAAGACAUUAAUACCCUUCUUUCCUAGUAAAUCAAAACUAGGGUUUGAAGAGUUGAGUGACAAGUUAAGCCAAGAGUUAGAUGUAGUGGAGAUCAUCCAUUCAAUCAGAGCCAUCAAGGUCAUUAUGAAACUCUUGCUGAAAGUGCACCAGCAAAGACUGGUGAGUUAUAGUACCCAGGUGCAGGAUCAAUUGACCCAGAUAUUUUCAGAAAAGUUUAGUAAGUAAGGAAUAAUAUAUUAAGACAAAAUACCUGGUCGGAACCAGAAAUUUCCAAUAGAAGCAGAGAAAAGUGUUAAUUCUUUGAUAGAUACCCUCAAGCCGAUUGAUGUAGAAGAUGCUAAUCGAGAUAGUAAGGUUUUUGUAUAAAUGACAGUUACCAGCAUUCUUGGCUUACAGGUCCAGGAACCAGUAGUCGAAGAACCAUUGGCCAGAAGAGAAACAAGGCGAUUUGGUACGCAUUUACCAGAACAAGCUUCAAGAAUCGACUUCCUCGAAGAGGAGCAAAAGGAGAAUGACAAAAAAUAUGAAGAAAAAGAUUGGGAUUUUACUUAAUUAUUCAAACUGAA
Moneuplotes crassus is the source of this 1248-nucleotide messenger RNA. The record is from the annotation of a GenBank genome assembly. NCBI's taxonomy places the organism in Eukaryota, Ciliophora, Spirotrichea, Euplotida, Euplotidae.